GUGUCCAGCCACAUACAGGUUCUAGCUCGGAAGAAGGUGCGGGAGUACCAGGUUGGCAUCAAGGUCUCUAGCCACUUGCAGGUUCUUGCCCGGCGGAAAUCUCGUGAGAUUCAGUCCAAGCUGAAGCAAUCCGGGGGGAACAGCCAGGGCAGAGAUCCCCCUAAGCCGAUACGCUCGGGAUGCCAAACAUCCCAGCCAUACUGGGAGGCGAAUCCCAGCGCCAGCAGCCCUGAGCCCUCACCGCCCGUCUGGCAGGCCCGCACCAUCGCCUCUGCCAAGCUCCGGCUCCUCGAGUACUCAGCCUUCAUGGAGGUGCCGCGGGACGCCGAAACGUACAGCAAACACCUCUUCGUGCACAUCGGCCAGACGAACCCCUCGUACAGCGACCCGCUGCUGGAGGCCGUCGAUAUCCGCCAGAUCUAUGACAAGUUCCCCGAGAAGAAAGGCGGCCUCAAGGAGCUCUACGAGCGUGGGCCCCAGAACUCCUUCUUCCUCGUCAAAUUUUGGGCGGAUCUGAACAGCACGAUCCAGGACGGGCCGGGGACUUUCUACGGUGUCAGCAGCCAGUACAGCAGUGCGGAGAACAUGACCAUCACGGUCUCCACCAAGGUGUGCUCCUUUGGGAAGCAGGUCGUGGAGAAGGUGGAGGUUGUUACCAACAGGGAUACCCAGGAAACUUUGCUCUGCAUAGCCUUCGUUUUCGAGGUCUCGACCAGCGAGCACGGCGCCCAGCACCACGUCUACAAGUUGGUCAAGGACUAG
Molecule: messenger RNA, 762 nt
Organism: Opisthocomus hoazin
Lineage: Eukaryota; Metazoa; Chordata; Aves; Opisthocomiformes; Opisthocomidae
Source: RefSeq, a predicted model, not a curated record